AAGUUAGUGUUAUACUUUUCAAUCCAAAUCCCCCCUUCAGUUGCGUAGACUUGAGCUGCGUAUGUGUAAAUGCUCCUCCCUACCAACGGUGACCGUUCUAGUUUGGACUGGCAGGUGAUUGCUGCAUUGCGUACCUUCAUUUCCUUUCCUCCGCAUACAUACACCCACAUAGACAUAGAUUCACCCAUUAUAUAUGUAUAGAGAGUUAUAUACUACAUAGUACAUGCAUAUAUACAGGGGCAUCGGAAUUGAAAUCUAGGGUUUCGAUUGGUCGAUUUGAGUUACACACCGGGAUCUGUUUCUGCGCCAGGAUCAUCGGAUUCAGAUGAAAAAGCCACUGCUAAUUAGAAAGCAAACCCUAGAAUUGGUGUCAUGUUUACAGAUAAUUUGAUAGGGUUUUCUCUCGCUGUGGCAUCCAGUAUCUUCAUUGGAGCGAGCUUCAUUAUCAAGAAGAAGGGUCUCCAGCGGGCCGGCGCCUCGGGCCCUCGUGCCAGUUCAGGAGGAUACGGUUAUCUACUGCAGCCACUUUGGUGGAUUGGCAUGAUCACUAUGAUUGUUGGAGAAUUAGCCAAUUUUAUUGCUUACAUUUAUGCUCCUGCUGUGCUUGUGACACCUCUUGGAGCAUUGAGUAUAAUUGUUAGUGCUGUUCUUGCACACUUUUUAUUGAAGGAGAAAUUGCGACGUAUGGGCAUACUGGGGUGUGUUUUGUGCGUAGUGGGGUCCACCGUGAUUGUGCUUCAUGCACCUAGUGAACACAGUAUAAAUUCAGUGGAAGAGAUCUGGGAAUUAGCAAUACAACCAGCUUUUCUUCUGUACACGGCCUCUGCAGUGGCUGUGGUGUUGGUGCUUGUGUUGUACUGCGAACCGCGCUUUGGACAGACAAACAUAAUGGUUUAUAUUGGCAUAUGCUCAGUGAUUGGAUCGUUGACGGUUAUGAGUAUAAAAGCAAUAGGAACUGCUAUAAAACUCACAUUGGAAGGGUCAAGCCAGGUAGCAAGCUUCCAGACAUGGAUUUUUGCAAUGGUAGCAGUUACUUGUAUUAUAACUCAGUUGAAUUAUUUGAAUAAGGCUUUGGAUAAUUUCAACACAGCUGUUGUCUCUCCAAUCUACUAUGCCAUGUUUACCUCCCUCACGAUUUUGGCCAGUGCAAUAAUGUUCAAGGAUUGGUCCGGUCAGAGUGCCAGUAAUAUUGUAUCAGCGCUUUGUGGAUUCAUUACUGUGCUUUCAGGUACUAUGGUUUUGCAUAGUACGAGAGAACCUGAUCCACCUCCUGUCACAGACUACUCCUCACUUUCUCCUCAAAUAUCCUGGCUUGUCCAUGCCAAUGGUGAAAUAUGGAAGCACAAAGAGGAUGACGAGUUGCAACCUGAAUUCAUUGCAAUAAUUCAGCAAGAUCAUUUCAAGUAAAACACGUAGAUUUCUGAGAUAUCAAAGCUCAGUCCCUAUGAGAGAGCUGGUGAUCUUUGCAAUGGUGAUUUUGGUUUCAGAUCUGCUACAGUCCAUGAAUUCAACAGGUUGAGGGUUGAUGUUUGCUUGUGCAUGCCAGAGUUUUUUUUAAUUGUAAUGGUUUUCUUUAUGGGAAUUUUAAUGUUUUUCUUUUUAGUUUAUUUUUUCUUUGUUCUUGGGUUUAAUCUAACCAGUAAGUUGUUGAAGUACGUCUAAUUUAUUCUUUUGUUUGUGCACUCUGUACCAUAGAAUCAUCUGCAUUAUUUGUACAAAUGGCAUGGGGUUUGUAAGAACUGCAGACGCUCUGCUUUUCAGUGAAUGAGUAAUCUGCCAUUUUUGCAAUACAAAAAAUAAAUCUCUCUUUUUUCA
This is a messenger RNA of Rhododendron vialii, 1815 nucleotides long. RefSeq names its product probable magnesium transporter NIPA6. Lineage: Eukaryota; Viridiplantae; Streptophyta; Magnoliopsida; Ericales; Ericaceae. The record is from RefSeq and is a predicted model, not a curated record. Gene Ontology annotation, biological process: magnesium ion transport. Gene Ontology annotation, cellular component: membrane. Bases 373 to 1407 code for a protein of 344 amino acids. The transcript is spliced from 9 exons. Gene Ontology annotation, molecular function: magnesium ion transmembrane transporter activity.